ACCAGUUGGAAAGGCAUGUAAAUGCUCCGUUCAUACUGAUAUCGGUUAAAGUUAGUACAGCUACUGAACAAGACACAUCGUUGUAUUUCGGAUUAUAAAUACUGGUAUAUAGUGAUCUACUGCACAUAUUGUUGUGAAAAGGAAAUUUAUGGAUAAAAUUAUUACAAUGAAAGAUUACAGAAGAAAUAUAUCAGUGGAUUCCGAUACAGAUAUGUCUGGGGAUGAAUGUACAGAAACUUUUCAAGAUUUGAUCUAUAUUGCGAAUAAAGAAGGGCGUCUUGUGAAAGGAGUAUUCGAAGCAGCGCACGUUCUUGAAUUAUGUUCAGAUAUCGUGAAGUUGUGCAUCUUACCAAGUGGACCAAGCAGAAACAUAUCGACGCACAUACAACAUAAACUCAUUGAGGCAUAUUGUUUAGAAAAUGACAUCAAAAUCAUAGAGAUUAAUGACUUUAAUAGUAUGUGUAUUCAUAGAAAUAAGACUAUAGACACGAAUGGCAUUGACUGUGCUCUUGUAACAAGUAAAUCAUUUCAAGAAGAAGUUGAAGCCAACCAAAAUGAGUAUAAGGAUAACAGCGGAUGAAAUACAGUCGAAAUAUAUGUAUUGAAAUGGGCAACCAAAACCCAUCUUAUAAAACCAUGGAUGCAAAUAUGUACAAAAAUGAACCAGACCGACAUCAGGCGAAAACCGGUCUAGACAAUUGGCACUGGCCGCCUGAAACCGGACAUCA
This is a messenger RNA of Ruditapes philippinarum (Manila clam), 728 nucleotides long. RefSeq names its product growth arrest and DNA damage-inducible protein GADD45 gamma-like. Gene Ontology annotation, biological process: regulation of cell cycle. The transcript is spliced from 4 exons. The record is from RefSeq and is a predicted model, not a curated record. Bases 149 to 580 code for a protein of 143 amino acids. Gene Ontology annotation, cellular component: nucleus; cytoplasm. NCBI's taxonomy places the organism in Eukaryota, Metazoa, Mollusca, Bivalvia, Venerida, Veneridae.